Molecule: messenger RNA, 1064 nt
Organism: Rhineura floridana
Lineage: Eukaryota; Metazoa; Chordata; Lepidosauria; Squamata; Rhineuridae
Gene: CLDN14
Product: claudin 14
Exons: 2
Coding region: 238-945 (235 amino acids)
Biological process (GO): cell adhesion; bicellular tight junction assembly
Cellular component (GO): plasma membrane; bicellular tight junction
Molecular function (GO): structural molecule activity
Source: RefSeq, a predicted model, not a curated record
AAUCCAGCAAUGGAUUGCCUUUUGCAUUGAGCGUUGCUCGUGAUAUAAAAGCCCACAUCAAGCAGCUAGGGGUGUACACAAGUUGAUAAUCUUUGUUUACAGAGCAUCAGUGAAAAAGCAGGCAUCCAGAAGGUGUCAAACCAAACCUGGCAUAUAUCUCCCAGGAGAGGCUGUGUUUUCUGAAGGAGCCCCAACCAAGAUACUGUAUCAAACAGUAUAACUGGGACAAACAUUAACAUGGCUAGCAUGGCUGUUCAGUUACUGGGCUUCUUCCUGAGUCUCCUCGGUCUAGCUGGAACAAUAACUGCUACCAUCCUGCCUCACUGGUGGAAAACAGCGCACGUGGGAACCAACAUAAUCACAGCUGUAGCAUACAUGAAGGGUCUCUGGAUGGAAUGUGUUUGGCACAGCACUGGGAUCUACCAGUGUCAGCUCCACCGUUCACCACUUGCUUUGCCUCGUGACCUUCAAGCAGCCCGUGCCAUGAUGGUGAUUUCCUGUGUUCUUUCCACCCUGGCUUGCAUAGUUGCGGUUGUUGGCAUGGAGUGCACACGAUGUGCCAAAGGGUCCUCUGCAAAAAAUGUAUUUGCUGUCUUGGGUGGAGUCCUUUUCAUACUGGCAGGGCUCGUAUCACUCAUCCCUGUUUCUUGGUCUACCAGUGAUGUGGUAACAGAUUUCUACAACCCAAUGCUACCCAACGGGAUGAAAUAUGAGAUUGGGCAAGCUCUUUACCUUGGCUUUGUUUGUGCUUCAUUGAGUAUAAUUGGUGGAACUGUCCUCUGUGUUUCAUGCCAACAUAUUGAGAAUGAUAUAACCUACCACCCACAGCCAAGGAGUGCAAGGGCAGCUCCACCCUAUAGACCACCAAUGGCCUUCAAGGCAAAUCACACUUCAUCACUAACUUCUGCUUCUCACAGUGGUUACAGGUUAAAUGACUAUGUGUAAAUUCUCUGGGAUCUACUUUAAUAAUGUGUAUAUGUGACAUUAUAAAGAAGGUGUUAUUAAUAUAGUCUUUUUCAUACAAUGUUUACCACUGUUCUACUUUUCAUGUAAAAUGCAUGUAA